AUGGUUCGGUUCAUGUCCCAACCCCCAUCGUUACCUAACGCCCGUCUCCAAGGACGGACGACAUGCGGCGACGCAACCACCCGCUGCCGAUCGCCUCUUGGGGGCCUCUCGAUGAGGCUCUUACCCCAACUUUUUCAAUGCCGGCCGUUCCCUACGAAACGAGUGGAUCUCUGUGUAUCACGAGGGGAACAUGAAUCUUACGGAGACGUUUCGGUCUCACCCACCCCUUCUUCGUCCUCUCCCCCACAAAAUGGCACGACGGCGAACUGCCUGGCAGCCCUCUCUCGACUUUCUUCCACCAUAAGCCUCCGCUCAUGGCGACGUUUCACCCCAGACCUGUCCGUGGAGACCAACUUCACCGUUCGCCCCCGUCUUCCCCGUCUCCCCCGUCUCCCCCUCUACACCCUAUCUCCUUCGCUUCCGUUUUCCCCCACCUGUGUCGCAUCGUCUUUUGUGUUCCUCGGACGUCGCCCGACUGUGGCGCAUGACCUCCAGUAUGAGACUUCGGCCAAGAUUCACACCCUCCCUGCCGUCUCACAGAAAGUCAUGACAUUUGUUUCACAUACCGAGAGACUCAUCCCCUAUGGGUCAUGUCAGCUCAGAAGUUCAGCGUCGGACCUCAAUCAGCAUCUUCCCGGGACAUCUACCGAGGCUACACCAACUCAAUGCCGCCAAGCCCUCUGCUACAAAAGUGCAUUCCACGUGGCAUGCCUGGGUCCGUGGGUCCGGGUAUUGCGGUGCACUCGCCGGUCGAACCAGGAUAGACGGUUUCAAGUCGCACUUGAACAGCACCCGCCGGCCUUUCCGCGGAAGGUUGAGUAUCACAGGGUGUACACCGACAGACGGCACUUGGUGAAGAACGAGAACCCCCUGGGGUGUUCCGGACAUGAUGUAGGUAGUCCUCGCGUCGUGUCCCCCUGGGAGUUGGUCGACCUUCUGCCUCGGCACUCCAUCCCGUGGGAAUUUCUGUGCAAGUCGUCUGUCGCCCACAACGGAAUCCAGGAGCAUGUCGUCCUCGACUCAACAAAGCUGUGA
Molecule: messenger RNA, 1035 nt
Organism: Sodiomyces alkalinus F11
Lineage: Eukaryota; Fungi; Ascomycota; Sordariomycetes; Glomerellales; Plectosphaerellaceae
Exons: 7
Coding region: 1-1035 (344 amino acids)
Source: RefSeq, a predicted model, not a curated record